Molecule: messenger RNA, 1290 nt
Organism: Poecilia latipinna (sailfin molly)
Lineage: Eukaryota; Metazoa; Chordata; Actinopteri; Cyprinodontiformes; Poeciliidae
Product: C-type lectin domain family 4 member A-like
Exons: 7
Coding region: 123-980 (285 amino acids)
Source: RefSeq, a predicted model, not a curated record
UCCUGUGUCGACUCAGAGCCUGAAAACACUCAGAAUGACGUUGAAGCGUCUCUGUGGAAGUUUAACUUUGUUCGUCUCUCUGGGAGAUUAAACAGUUUUCUGCCUCUUGUAGGUUCUUAAUCAUGGAGGAAGAACUGAAUUAUGCAAAUGUGACUUUUAAGACUAUUGGUGUCUUCACACACAUCGACUCAGAAAAAUUGAGCCUUAAAGAAAUAAUUUACGACGAGGUGAAGACAGAGGAGAAGACGCAGGACACACAUCCGAUCAUAACAGAAAAUGAAAAGAGAGCUCAGUUUCACCCUCUGCCAUUUUUGGGGAUGAUCUGCUUCAUCCUGCUGCUGGCCAUCAUCAUCCUCAGCGUCUACUUCACGUCUGAGCAGAGGAGACAGUCAGGCAUUUUAACGAAGCAGAAUCGGAAGCUGGCGGCGGUGAGUGCAGCUUUACGGAGACGAACAGCAGAACUGCACCGAGAGAGAAACCGACUCAACUGGACUCUAGACGUCAUCCUGGAAUACAACAACUUUCCUGCGGCUGAACGCUGCCCACAGAAACAGUGUACGCCUUGCCCGAACGGCUGGGCGAUGUUUCAGUCAAACUGUUACCUGUUUACAAAAGACGAGUACAGCAACAAGUGGAAAACCUGGCAGCAAAGUCAAGAGUUUUGUGUGAGAGAGAAUGCAAAGCUGGCGGUGAUCGACAGCCAGGAGGAGCAGGAAUUUAUAAACAACAAAACAAAAAUAUACCACGAUAAAAAGCACGGCUACUGGAUCGGGUUAAAGAAAGACACGGAGGACAUGUGGACGUGGUCAGGCGGCCGGAACCUCUCUGUGACCUUCUGGUCGACAGAAGAAGCUGGAAAUCGACUCUCCUGUGGUUUAAUUAACCCGCAUCUCAACAAUUCAUCCAACUGGGCCAAAACCAGCUGCGACAUGAAGAACCGCUGGAUCUGUGAGACCAGAGUCCUGAUCCGACCCGAUUAGGAUCCACAAACUGAACCAGUAUUUAUAACUAUUUAAAACUUAAACUGUUAAAACCUUUCUGUGUUUCCUGUUUAUUUAAAAGGAUCUGAUGAAACGCCUCAGACAGGAUCUCUGGAUUUAUUUCUGUGCUUAAAUAUUAAACCAGGCACAUAAUUUAUACUGAGAAGAUGAAGCUCCGUUGUUUCCUACAGACACUGAUGAUGUAUUUUAGCUCUGCAUGUUUUUCCAUCCUAACAGGAUUUCUAAUGCUAAACGUUUCUGGAAAAUCUGUCAUUUUAUUUGUUUUUAAAAUAAACAAUUAAAAUUUCUA